AAACCUCAUAGUAUUUUAGGUAGAGCCUGCCAGAUCUGUCUUAGUUAAAGUUAGUGAAGCAGUAGGCACAAGUGCUGUGUGAGAAGCAAGAAAAUGAGAAUCUUUGGACUUAUUUGUGCUUUCUGUUUUAUUCUGUCAGCUUGUGCUACUAAGCUUGAUUUACCUCAUGAGUGGCACAGUUGGAAGGCAACUCAUGGGAAGAGUUAUGAAAGUGACCAUGAAGAACUAGGUCGUCACAUUGUAUGGCUUUCAAAUAAGAAGUACAUAGAUGAACAUAACAAAUACUCUGAAACAUUUGGUUACACCUUAAAAAUGAACAAAUUUGGAGAUUUGACAAAUGCUGAGUUUAGUGAAUUAAUGACCUGUGUUCAAGACUAUAAACGCCACAAUGCUACAGAUAAGUUACUAAGCAUGAAAAAAGGAAUAAAAAUUAGUGAGUACAAAGCUUCUGGUGUUUCAAGCCUUCCUGACACUGUUGACUGGAGGACAGGAGGUGCAGUAACUUGGGUAAAAGAUCAGUUACGAUGUGGCUGCUCGUAUGCAUUUGCAGCAGCUGCUGCAUUGGAAGGUGCUGCAGCACUUGCAAGGGGGUCUCUGGUUUCAUUAAGUGCUCAAAACAUUGUUGAUUGCUCAAUCCCUUUUGGUAACCACGGUUGCUCUUGCGGUGAUGUAAAUAAUGCUUUUAUGUAUGUUAUUGACAAUGGUGGAUUGGACACAGAAAAUGUUUAUCCCUAUGUUUCAAAACAAGAUGGCUGCAAGUUCAAGUCUAAUGGUAUUGGUGCAACCGCAACUGGAAUUAUAAGAAUUGCAAGUGGAGAUGAAACAUCUUUAGCUUCUGCUUUGGCUACAGCUGGCCCUGUUGCUGUUUAUAUUGAUGCUAGUCACAGCUCCUUUCAAUUUUAUCAUUAUGGAGUUCUUAAUGUGCCUAAUUGUUCACGUACUAAUUUAAGCCAUGCUAUGAUUUUGAUUGGUUAUGGAAAAUAUGGUGGAAGAGAAUACUGGCUUUUGAAGAACAGCUGGGGACCAAAUUGGGGAACCGCUGGGUACAUUAUGAUGAGCAAAGGAAAAUCCAAUCAAUGUGGCAUUGCCACUUAUGCUAGCUUUCCAACUCUGUAAAUGCACAGCAUUAAAACAUUCUUGUGUAGUGCUUUGCCUUAGUGUGAUCACAUUCAUCUAUACAAUUACUGUCUUUGUUCAUGCUGUGAUUAUGUAGAUAGGUAUUAUUAUUGGUAUAUAUAAUGAUUAAUUUUAAGAAUGAAGAUAAACUUGUUAAAAAUCAGAAAA
Messenger RNA from Amphimedon queenslandica, 1284 nucleotides. Its product is annotated as silicatein-like. The transcript has 7 exons. The record is from RefSeq and is a predicted model, not a curated record. The coding region runs from base 94 to 1116 and encodes 340 amino acids. Gene Ontology annotation, molecular function: cysteine-type peptidase activity. Gene Ontology annotation, biological process: proteolysis. Lineage: Eukaryota; Metazoa; Porifera; Demospongiae; Haplosclerida; Niphatidae.